Molecule: messenger RNA, 4353 nt
Organism: Hemibagrus wyckioides
Lineage: Eukaryota; Metazoa; Chordata; Actinopteri; Siluriformes; Bagridae
Gene: ptpn1
Product: protein tyrosine phosphatase non-receptor type 1
Exons: 10
Coding region: 179-1483 (434 amino acids)
Biological process (GO): protein dephosphorylation
Molecular function (GO): protein tyrosine phosphatase activity
Source: RefSeq, a predicted model, not a curated record
UGAUUGGCUCUUGACCGGGGAUUUCGGGCGCGCGCACUCUCUGAUUGGUUACUGUUGUGAGCACGGGGGCGAUGCGCAGAGUCAGCGCUGUAGUGCAGCGGUGCGGGAGGAGCGCGCGGCGUGUUUCCGGGAGUGACGGAUCGGCAGUAGGGGAGCGGGCGGUUAAAAAAACACGGCGAUGGAAGCCGAGUUUCGGGAAAUUGAUGAAUCCGGGAACUGGAACGCCAUUUACCAGGAAAUCAGACAAAAGUCAAGUGAACUGCCCUGCAAGAUUGCCAAACUUCCAGAGAACAGAAGCCGCAAUCGCUACAGAGAUGUCAGCCCAUUCGACCACAGUCGAAUUCAUCUUCAGCUCGGCAGCAGUGACUACAUCAAUGCCAGUCUGAUCUCCAUGGAGGAGGCGCAGAGAAGCUACAUUCUCACUCAGGGUCCUUUGCCUAACACAUGUGGGCAUUUCUGGGAGAUGGUGUGGGAACAGAGGAGUCGUGGAGUCGUCAUGCUGAACCGUGUCAUAGAGAAGGGAUCGGUGAAAUGUGCACAGUAUUGGCCACAGAGGGAGGAGCGGGAAGCCAUUUUCGAGGACACAAACUUCAAGCUGACUCUUGUUUCAGAGGACGUGAAAUCAUACUACACAGUCCGGCAGCUGGAGCUGGAGAAUCUUUUAACUCAGGAAACCAGGGAGAUUCUUCAUUUUCACUAUACCACCUGGCCUGACUUCGGUGUGCCCGAGUCUCCUGCCUCUUUCCUCAACUUCCUGUUCAAGGUGCGAGAGUCAGGCUGUCUAAACUCAGAUCAAGGGCCUGUGGUGGUCCACUGCAGCGCCGGCAUCGGUCGCUCCGGAACCUUCUGCCUUGUAGAUACCUGCCUCCGGUUGAUGUCUUUGAGGAAAGACCCGUCCUCAGUCCAGAUCAUGGAUGUUCUCCUGGAGAUGAGGCGGUACAGAAUGGGUCUGAUCCAAACAGCAGACCAGCUCCGAUUCUCCUACCUCGCCGUUAUAGAGGGUGCUAAGUACAUCAUGGGAGACACCUCUAUCCAGGAGUCAUGGAAGGAGUUGUCAAAUGAGGAAGACCCUCCCCCAGAGUUCACACCCCCUCCUAGGCCACGUCCACCAAAGCCCCCCUACAAUGGACCCAUUUCCACCCCCCAGUUUUUCCCUGAGCAUGACCAUAUACAGGCCAACAAUGUCAUCUCCACACACAGUGCCCCUUCAGAGCCGGAGUUUCGCAAACGGACGGUGGUGCCGGUGGCAGCCUCAGCACCAGUGGGGCUUGAGACAGCAACAUUGCCUGCCGAUGAGCCUGAUGCCAACGCUCUAAAGCCAAGCAAACCAGUCACCAUGACAACAGAACCUCCACCCAAACCAUCACGGGCACCACCAGAGAAGAAGCCUUCGGGACAGUGGAGCCCCCUGCUUGCUAGCAUGUGUGUUUGCACCAUGCUCGCUCUGGGAACAUACAUCUGUUACCGCGUCUACUUUCACUGAUUCUCUCUCUCUCUCUCUUUCUCUCUCUCUUUGUCUCUCUCUCUCUGUCUGUCUGUCUUCCUGCCUCUCUAGCUCUCUCUCUCUCUCUCUGUCCCUCCUUCUGUCUGUGGUUAGUGUGAGGGUGGGCGAAUAGGUUCUGCUGGUCAGCCAGCUCUCUCUACCUCCUUUGGGAGAGCAAAAGAAUUAGAAGAGAGAGAGAGAUGGAGAGGGACAGACACUUGCCACCAAGCCCUGUCUUUGUUCGUUUCAGAUGAUUUUCCCCACUUCUUUUCCCUACACAGUUUGGGGAAGGAUGUAGAGAAAAGACUUUCUUAGCCAAACUGCUGUUACCCUAUUACAUGACACAAACACACAACACACACAAGCAAUCUGUCAGUUUGAUAGCUCAGGGCCUCACAUUUCAGGUGUCCCCCAAAUAUGACAUCCAGGUUUUACUAAUCCAAAUAAACCCUUUUAUUAUUGCUGCAAUAAGCAAGGGAAUGUCUGUGUGUCUACUGUGUGUGUGUAUAGAGGAUGUCUGUUUUUGUGUCAGAGUAAUAGGUUGUGUGAAUACAUUUUUGUGUCACAGUUAAAGUCAGCGUUUUGAAAAAUCAGCGCAGUUUGUGUACACCAUAACUGCCACACGUGGACUCCAGUGGCUUUGGCAGUCUGUUUAGCCUUCCCAAAUAUCCAGUGUUUUUUUUUUUUUUUUUCUUUGUUUGUUUGUUUGUUUUUUUUCCCCCCUCCCCUGUCCCCUCCUCUUGCUAAGCUUUAAUGAUGCCCUUUGCAGAGCUACGAAAUUUGUGUCUGCGUAUGUGUGUGUGUGUGUGUGCGUGCGUACAAGUGGAGAAUGGAGAGAGUGGCAUCGAGUCCACUCUGAAAGCAAUCUUGCCAGUCUUGAAAUAAAGGUGUAUGUUCUUCCUGCCCAACUGCAAGGGCUCACAUUUGCACUUAGCCUGUUUUUAAAAACUAAACAUCACAAUUAAAGUAUCUUGAUCAAAAGAUAAGACACCAGCGUGUCCAUUCUACUCAUGUGCAUGGAUUUGCUUUAGCGCUUACAGAAACUUGUGGAAUGUGUUUUUGUUUCUCUCCGUUGGUUUUGCUUCCAUUUUUACAACCAUUUUCCAUCUGUCUUGUAAGCAUUUGAUCAACAUAUUCAGGGACGUUGACCUUGUUUGUAUGCUGUAGUCUGACUCCCUGAAAGCUUUUCUGGCUUAGACCCAUGUAAUGUCUUGGGAAGGGGGGAUAGGAAGGAUGUUCUGAACGUUACUUAAAUGUUAUUUCAAGGUUAUGACUCUCUAACCUUUGCAGGCCGCAUUUACGCACAACAUCACCAGGUCCUCCUAUGAGGACACGUCCUGGCUUGAACCCAUUCCCGGUGCAAUCAUAGCAUGCUGGAGGUAGCAUAAAACAAUCAUCAUCUAGCCACCAGGAGGCAGCAUUGUGUUAGGCGCGUCAGAAAAAGCAUCUUUUUGAGGGGUUCGAUCAUCAUUUCCUUUUCUUCUUGCUCCUUCCCUAGCAAUAUAUAAAUCCAUCUGGAUGUUUGUGUGUCUUUAGAAAUGGCUGUUCUUGGGAUGCAGCUUGUAGUUUGUAAUGGCAGCUGUGACGUUUGGUUUCUUCGCCAAACGCCAACGUGGAUAAACGAUUUUUAUUUUUUUUCUUCUGCUUGAGAACCUGAUUUCUAAUUCCGUGUUUUGUUCUUUGUGACAACUUCUGGAUUUUAUGAAAAGCCAUUUAGGAAUUUGUGUCAUUUGUAUACUCCAGAUAACCUUAAAUGAACGAAUGAAUGAAUAAAAUAAAUAUUAUAAAACAUUCUCGUUCUGCGAGUAACAUGCUUUGGUCAUUCCUGCAGUUUUGGGCUAAGCUGUUUGACUCAAACAGGUCGUUUCUGUUCAUAGGUGGUUAAAAGGGAAUAGUUGUUUCAGAGAGCAUUUUUUUUGUUGUCAUCUUCAUCGUUCAGGACUAUAUAAACAACCUUAUUUUCUCACGUAGGUUCUUAAUAAAUUAGUGGUUAGAUAAUGAUGGAGUUCAGGAUGCUUCAGUUUUUUUCCAUUCUGGAAAAGGAUCCUGUGAUCAGGAGUAGGGAUUAAUGGCUUUGUUGCUAUGUUAGAUUAUGGAGUUAAAUAUAUUUUUCCUUCAGAGUGGAGCGUAACAGACACCAACAUUCAGAUUUAUGCAUAUACCUCUUUAUAUGAUUUCUAUGACAAAAACCUUGUAAUAGACAUUAAUGACUGAAUGGAAAUUUGCAUGGGUUAAAACAGGGGUCUAAUUGGUUUAGACUUUUAAUCUUUUUUCUUUCUAUUUUUUUCUUAGCCUUUUGUAAUACUACUGCCUCUUUCUAAUCAGUCUAAUUAGACUUUUGAUUGUAUUUCACCUCUGCUGGGAAAACAAAAUCAAUUGUGCUCACCCACUGCAACUUUACAUUUGCUUUUGUGGUUCAAGUAUUAAGGUCCAAUUAAUUCUAGUCACCGUUAGACAUGUCCCAGUUUUUGUGGUCUGUCUUGAACCUCUAGAAUGUAAUAACAUCUUUAUGGACAUUCUCUUGUCACUACCUGUUAUCACAAGUUACUUUGUGCCAGGUAUAUCACUUGUGUGUGUGUGUAUGCCAAUGUGUGAUAUAAUUUUGGCCUGGCAAAUUGGCAGAAUCUUUACAAAAAAAAAUUAAUAAUCUUACCCUUCAUAUAGAAGGCCUCACUGUUUUUGUUUUUGUUUCCAUUUCCUUCCCUCCACCAUCUAUUUUUCAUCAUUAUCCUUUUUUUUGUAUAAAAAGAAAAGAAAAGAAAGGACUACUGCUUUGUUGUGGUUGGUUCUGAUUUGCAUUGGAGAUUUGUUUUUUUUAUGUUCAGACUGAUAGACAGAAACUCUGUGGUAAUAAAAUCAUACGUCUUACA